UCGUCGAAGCUAUCUGACAGCAACAAUGGUGGUGACAAUUCCAAACCUCUGGGCCUCUUAGUUAAGGGAUUUCCCAUGCGGUCUACCGACUCGAGUAUCAGGGACGGGCUGUACCACGAUUACAAAAAGUAUGGAAAGGUUUUGUCGGUUAAUGUCAUCGGCCAGGCUGAUGAUAGGCACGCUAUCGUUAGCUUUAAAAAAUCGGAAGAUGCAGCUAAAGCUCUGGAAGCCUCACAAGAGAAAAAGUUCUUUGGGACAAAACUGCAAGUCUUCCCACACGAAGAAUUGAAGCCAGAAUUCCGUCAGCAAGACGACCAAGACGAGUACCACCACAAAGCCACCAGGACUCUAUUCAUCGGCAACCUGGACAAGACUACAACCAAAGAAUUCCUCAGAGAUAUACUCGUAAAAUAUGGAAACAUUAUCGACAUAGAUAUAAAGAACCAAGGACAAGCCACCUGCUAUGCAUUCAUCCAGUUUGAUAAUAUUCGCUCAGUCGUUCAGGCUCUAAGGGAGAUGGACGAUGAGAUGAUUAAUAAUAACAAAAUAAAGGUUGGAUUCGGCAAGAGCAUGCCAACAAACUGCGUCUGGCUGGAAGGAAUCGACCACACGGUGUCGGAGAAGUUCCUCGCCCUGCAACACCUCACAGCAUUUGGACACAUCAUCGGCAUGUACAUCGAUAGGAAGACCACCAGAGCACUCAUUUUCUACGAAUCCGUCGAUCAGUCCAUCAUGGCUGUCGGCGAACUCAGGGGCCGGUUGGUCAACGAUAAAAGAAUACAGGUGAGAUAA
This is a messenger RNA of Helobdella robusta, 792 nucleotides long. RefSeq lists its product as hypothetical. The record is from RefSeq and is a predicted model, not a curated record. The annotation marks the transcript as partial. Lineage: Eukaryota; Metazoa; Annelida; Clitellata; Rhynchobdellida; Glossiphoniidae. The transcript has 5 exons. Gene Ontology annotation, cellular component: nucleus. Gene Ontology annotation, biological process: regulation of transcription by RNA polymerase II. Gene Ontology annotation, molecular function: mRNA binding.